UGGGGGGCGCGGAAUUUCCCAGCGCGGGGGCUCUGGCUUCCCCUUCAAUCUGGCCUUCUCUUUCUGUUUACGGAGAGAAAGGGGAAAUGGAAAAGUCGGGGAGGCGGUGGCUGGCGUCCGCUGCGCCGCCCCUGGGCCGGCUCAGACGCCAUGAGUCAGGGGCAGAGCAGGGAGGUCCGGGCGCGCUGGCGACGCGGGGCUCACUAGUCCGCGCAGCUCCGGACGGCGCGCCACGCUCUGGGGUCCAGCGCCCUGGCUCCUGCUUCUGCCGCCGCCGCCGCCGGAUCCCGGUGGCCCGGCGUGCCCGGUUCCCACGGGCCUGCAGCCAGCUGCGCACCGAACCGUCGGGGGGCCGCGGCUGGAGCGCUCGGCAGGCGUGGGAGCACCGAGGCCGCAGACUCUCCAGAAAGUGUAACAGUAAUGGAGUACAUGAGCACUGGAAGUGACAAUAAAGAAGAGAUUGAUUUAUUAAUUAAACACUUAAAUGUGUCCGAUGUAAUAGACAUUAUGGAAAACCUUUAUGCAAGUGAAGAGCCAGCAGUUUAUGAACCCAGUCUAAUGACCGUGUGUGAAGACAGCAAUCAAAAUGAUGAGCGUUCUGAGUCUCUGCUGCUUAGUGGCAAAGAGGUACCAUGGUUGUCAUCAGUCAGAUAUGGAACCGUGGAAGAUUUGCUUGCUUUUGCAAACCAUAUAUCCAACACUGCAAAGCGUUUUUAUGGACAGCGACCACAAGAAUCUGGAAUUUUGUUAAACAUGGUCAUCACUCCCCAGAAUGGACGUUACCAAAUAGAUUCUGAUGUUCUCCUGAUCCCUUGGAAACUGACUUACAGGAAUAUUGGUUCUGAUUUUAUUCCUCGGGGAGCCUUUGGAAAGGUGUACUUGGCACAAGAUAUAAAGACAAAGAAAAGAAUGGCGUGUAAACUGAUCCCAGUAGAUCAAUUUAAGCCAUCUGAUGUGGAAAUCCAGGCAUGCUUCCGGCAUGAGAACAUUGCUGAGUUGUACGGCGCGGUCCUGUGGGGUGAAACUGUCCAUCUCUUUAUGGAAGCAGGCGAGGGAGGGUCUGUUCUGGAGAAAUUGGAGAGCUGUGGACCAAUGAGAGAAUUUGAAAUUAUUUGGGUGACAAAGCAUGUUCUCAAGGGACUUGAUUUUCUACACUCAAAGAAAGUGAUCCAUCAUGAUAUUAAACCUAGCAACAUUGUUUUCAUGUCCACAAAGGCUGUUUUGGUGGAUUUUGGCCUAAGUGUUCAAAUGACUGAAGAUGUCUAUUUUCCCAAGGACCUCCGAGGAACAGAGAUUUACAUGAGUCCAGAGGUCAUCCUAUGCAGGGGCCAUUCAACGAAAGCAGACAUCUACAGCCUGGGGGCCACUCUCAUCCACAUGCAGACGGGCACCCCGCCCUGGGUGAAGCGCUACCCUCGCUCAGCCUAUCCCUCCUACCUGUACAUAAUCCACAAGCAAGCACCUCCACUGGAAGACAUCGCAGAUGACUGUAGUCCGGGGAUGAGAGAGCUGAUAGAAGCUGCCCUGGAGAGAAACCCCAAUCACCGCCCAAGAGCCGGAGACCUGCUAAAACACGAGGCCCUGAACCCGCCCAGAGAGGAUCAGCCGCGCUGUCAGAGUCUGGACUCUGCCCUCUUUGAGCGCAAGAGGCUGCUGAGUAGGAAGGAGCUGGAACUUCCUGAGAACAUUGCUGAUUCUUCAUGCACAGGAAGCACCGAGGAGUCUGAGAUGCUCAAGAGACAGCGCUCUCUCUACAUAGACCUCGGCGCUCUGGCCGGCUACUUCAACCUUGUUCGCGGGCCACCAACGCUUGAAUAUGGCUAAAGGACAACGGGUUUCUCUAAAUUAAGACAGCAUUUAUCUCCUGGAGGCUGGUGCUGCCACCUCCACACAGGGACCCUGUAUAGUGAAUUGUACCAUUUUUGAAGGAGCAGUGUGACCUCCCUUGACCCACGAAUGUACCUCCAAGUGGCCCCUGUGCGUUUGACUUGUGAAGCUAUCUGGUGUGCACAAGGCCUUAAGGUUCUCCUUUCUCAGGUGAUGUGAUUCCAAGGACGGAGUUUGAGCGUUCGCAGAAGGAUCGUGUCUGCUGACUGUUUCAUUCACUGUGCACUUUGCUCAAAAUUGUAAAAAUACCAGUCACAAGGAUAAUAGGGUACCUGAAAAUUACUACUCUUGGUUCUUAUUUAAGUAUGGAAUCUUCAUUUUACUCGGAAUAGUUGCGUUGUAUAUAUUGAUGUAUAUAACUCUUUGAGCCUUUAUUGGUAAAUUCUAGUAUACAUUGAAUUUAUUAUAAUUUGGGUGAAUAGAACAACUUGAAUAUUGUAGCAAUAAGCUGAACUAGUGUCUUAAAAGUGGCUAAGUGAUGAAUUAGAAGCCAUAUGAGAGCAGGCCACUAGUGACAGUUUCUUUUUUGUGUUCCUAUGGAAACAUUGUGUACUGUACAUGCUAUGCUUAAGACAUUCAAAACAUGUUGUUCUGAAUGUGGAUAAAACUGUGUAAACCACAUUAUUUUGGUACAUCCCAAAGGAUGAGAAUGUGACCUUUAAGAAAAAUGAAAACUUUUGUAAAUUAUUGAUGAUGCUCCUUUUGUAAUUCUUCUGAUUCAAUUUUCUUUUAAGCAUUUGUACAUUAAAAUAGCAUACUAUGUAUGUUUUAUAUCAAAUGCCUUCAUGAAUCUCUCAUAUAUAUAUUUGUAACAUUGUAAAGUAUGCAAGUAGUUUUACUUAAAGUAUGUUUUUAUAUUAUGCAAAUAAAACCCUUUUGUCCAA
Molecule: messenger RNA, 2771 nt
Organism: Saimiri boliviensis boliviensis (Bolivian squirrel monkey)
Lineage: Eukaryota; Metazoa; Chordata; Mammalia; Primates; Cebidae
Gene: MAP3K8
Product: mitogen-activated protein kinase kinase kinase 8
Biological process (GO): protein phosphorylation
Molecular function (GO): protein kinase activity; ATP binding
Source: RefSeq, a predicted model, not a curated record